CAAUGAUUGGCCCUCUGGGUGACAUGUGACCUGUAGCCAUUGACUUAUUACCUGGAAAAGUCAACAUCUCCAUACCUGGGAGUUCACCGUGAAGGUUAGGCGGGCUCUUGCUCUUGGACUGAGAGCAUCAGUUUUAGAUUUUGUACUUGCUGUACUUUUUUAUCCUUUUUCAGCAAUGACAUCCAAGAGGCAGUUUGGAUGGCGAAAGCUAUUUUUGAUAUUCACAGUACUUCCGUGCUGUUGGAGUUUGCAGGUUUCUAUUCCAGAGAGAGAAUAUGAGGUUGCAAGAGGAGGUGAUAUUACUUUGACCUGUUCCUUCGUCCCGGCCAGACCAGUCAACAAUGCACUCGUCCUCACAUGGGAUGCUUUCCCUGAGAAUGUUGGUGAUCCAAUGGACUUGGUGGCCACCUACUUCAUAAACAAUCCGAUUGAUAUUGCACCUAAUUAUGAAGGCAGAGCCAUUAUGGAGAUUGAUGGACAAACGAGUAGACUGCACUUAUCAAAGGUGACCAUGAAGGACAGCCGCCGUUACCAAUGCAGUGUCAUGAUCCCCAAUGAUGAUGAGGGAACAACAGCUGCAACCACUUCCCUUUUGGUCCUGGUGCCUCCCUCUCCGCCGAUCUGCAGGAUUCAGGGAGAAGCAGCUUACUGGCACAACGUCACCCUCACCUGCAUGUCUAAUGAGGGAUCCCCAAUACCUGUCUAUGAAUGGAAGAGCUACAGUGUCAAAAACACUCCAAGACAAUUUCCACCUAAGACAAUUGAAAAGGAUGGAGCUCUAUCUCUCUUCAAUAUUUCAAGAGACACGUCUGGUUUCUACAUUUGCACAUCAACAAAUCGAAUUGGUUCUGCCAGUUGCAACUUUACUUUAGCUGUGACGCCUGGCAACAUGAACAUUGGGUCCACUGCAGGAAUAAUUGUCGGAGUCCUCGCAGGUGUCGUGUUGCUGGGGAUUGUCAUCCUUUGUUACUGCAAGAAAAAGGGCAAAAAGGAAAAGUAUGCUGAAGGUUCCCCCGGAGAAGUGGAGUUUUAUGACAGAGAUGCUCCUGAAGUUGGAAAGCAGUACUGGGAUGACAAGUCAACCAGCGAGACACAGCAGGUCAACCAGCAGGAAGACAAAGACGUUGUUCCUCAAAACAAUUUCAGCGUAGGAAUGGCUGCACACAAGUUGGAGGAUGAUCAACACAGUUACUAUAGUGGUAAAGAAAGGCAUGAUGGCAAGGGCAGUGAUGUUGACUCUCAACGUUACCAGGAAGACCAGCAAGAUCGCCGUCGUGGAAGUCGUGAUCGCCUUGACGAUGAACGUAGCCAUUACAGUGGAAGUCAGGAUAGGCUCGAUGAUCAGCGUAAUCGCUCCAGUGGUAGUCGUGAUCGCCUUGACGAUCAACGUGGCCGUUACGGAGGCAGCCGCGAUCGCCUUGACGAUCAACGCGAUCGUUACAGAGGCAGUCGCGAUCGCCUUGACGAUCAACGCGAUCGUUACGGAGGCAGCCGUGAUCGCCUUGACGAUCAACGCGAUCGUUACGGUGGCAGCCGCGAUCGUCUUGACGAUCAACGCAAUCAUUACGGUGGCAGCCGCGAUCGCCUUGACGAUCAACGCGAUCGUUACGGUGGCAGCCGCGAUCGCCUUGACGACCGCCGUGAUCGUUCUGCUGGAAGCCGUGAUCGCCUCGAUUACAUUGACGAUCAAAACAAAAACAGGUAUUAAUAACCUUGUGUUACUGAAUGUUCUUUUAAUGCCCUAA
This is a messenger RNA of Sander lucioperca (pikeperch), 1745 nucleotides long. RefSeq names its product glycoprotein A33 (transmembrane), paralog b (gene gpa33b). The transcript has 7 exons. NCBI's taxonomy places the organism in Eukaryota, Metazoa, Chordata, Actinopteri, Perciformes, Percidae. The record is from RefSeq and is a predicted model, not a curated record. The coding region runs from base 176 to 1708 and encodes 510 amino acids. Gene Ontology annotation, cellular component: plasma membrane.